Messenger RNA from Vicia villosa (hairy vetch), 1590 nucleotides. RefSeq names its product BOI-related E3 ubiquitin-protein ligase 1-like. Bases 205 to 1287 code for a protein of 360 amino acids. The record is from RefSeq and is a predicted model, not a curated record. Lineage: Eukaryota; Viridiplantae; Streptophyta; Magnoliopsida; Fabales; Fabaceae. Gene Ontology annotation, molecular function: ubiquitin-protein transferase activity. The transcript has 4 exons.
ACACAAUAUAUAGGUGUAAGUGUAAGGUAGAAUAAGUAGUUGUAAAGAAAAGGCAAUUAAGUAGAGGAAGAAGAGAAAAAAGAGAAAGAGGUUGCAGAAUAUUAAGGUGUCUCUCUUGGACUGAUUCUCUUCAAUCAAUACCAUAUAUCUCUAUCUAUUCUCCAUCCAUAACCUCUAACAACAACAACAACAACAAUUGUGUUCAUGGCUGUUCAAGCUCAAUAUCCUUCCAAUGUUCUUCUUCUAAACAACAACAAUAACAACAACAGUAGAAAUGUUCAAGAAGGACAUGAAUACUCUUUACAACCUCAACCACCGGGAGCAUUAGGACUAGCACUUCUUGAUCAAACUCAUCAUCAUCAACCACAUAUCCUAUGCAACAAUAACAAUAACAAUAACACAAGUACUAAUUCAUCUCGAAAGAGAGGAAGAGACACAACAACGGGAACAUCACCUAAUCUUAUCAAUCAUUUCUCUUUACACUCUCAACCGUCACAGAUUAUUCAUCUUUCUCAACUCCAUAAUCAACAACAACAACAACAAAAUGUUGUCUCUACCGGUCUUCGAUUAUCAUUCGAUGAUCAACAACAACAGCAACAAAGAUUACAGUUACAACUUCAUCAAUUUCAAUCUCAACAACAACAACAGCAACAACAACAAGGUUGUCACUCCUCAACUUUCUUGUCUCUUUUAUCGCAAGGACUUGUUUCUCAAAUCAAACAACAACGUGAUGAAUUAGACCAAUUCAUUCAAGCCCAGGGAGAAACUCUGCGGCGGACAUUGACGGAGAAGAGGCAGAGACAUUACCGGGAGCUACUAACCACGGCGGAGGAAGCGGUGGCGCAACGCCUAAGAGAGAAAGAAGCAGAGCUAUCAAAAGCCACGCGCAAAAACGCCGAGUUGGAAGCGCGUGCGGCGCAGCUAACCAUGGAAGCCCAAGUGUGGCAGGCGAAAGCCCGGGCUCAGGAAGCCGCGGCAGCCUCUCUCCAAGCCCAGCUGCAACAGACAAUAAUGUGCCAAACCGCAGACGACGGCGGCGGUGGCGGUGUCUCCUGCGCCGUAGAAGGACAGGCUUCAGAUGCCGAAUCGGCUUACAUCGAUCCGGAUAGAGUGGUAGUCGUUGCGGAGGCGCGUGGGAAAUGUAGAGCGUGUUUAAAGCGCGUGGCAACGGUGGUUGUUUUGCCUUGUCGGCAUUUGUGCAUAUGUAGAGAAUGCGAUGCGCAUUACAGUGCUUGCCUUGUUUGCCUUACGCUCAAGAAUUCAACCGUUGAGGUCUUUCUCUCUUAGCAACAAUAAUAAUAAAUAAUAAUUUUAUUUAUUUACCUAAAUAAUUUAAUUAUCAUUGUCCAUAAACUACUUUCUUUUUCUUUAAAAAAAAAGAAGCAUGAAUAAAAUUACAUUUUUGUUUCUCUUUUAAAUGGAAUCUACAUUACCAAUUAGAAUUUUGGUUUUAGUAGUUUUUGUUUUACCUUUGGUUAAUGUACAUGACCACAUGAGUAACAAGUGGUAUUUCAUUUACUUUUGGUUAUUCCUUGUCUCUAUUGCAUUGAUAUAUUAUUAAUAUUAAUAUUUAUGGUUCCAAUUUAAAAA